Microthlaspi erraticum is the source of this 669-nucleotide messenger RNA. NCBI's taxonomy places the organism in Eukaryota, Viridiplantae, Streptophyta, Magnoliopsida, Brassicales, Brassicaceae. The record is from the annotation of a GenBank genome assembly.
AUGCGCUGUCCGCGCACAAUACCUCUUUCCAUCUCAGAGGACUUGACAGAGAGCUUUCAGUAUAUUCCCUCUUCCCCGCCUUCUUCCGUUCUUCGUCAGGAAAACGACAGAGUCGAUUGUUUGAGAGAGUCGGUGAAUAAAAUGGAGAGCGAGCCGACUCGAGUGAUGGUGGCGGUGAACGAGUCGACGAUCAAAGGCUAUCCGCACGCGUCGAUAAGCAGCAAAAAGGCGUUCGAGUGGACACUGAAGAAGAUCGUUCGCUCCAAUACUUCCGGCUUCAAGCUUCUCUUGCUUCACGCACAAGUCCAGGACGAAGACGGUUUUGAUGACAUGGACAGCAUAUAUGCUUCCCCUGAUGAUUUUCGACAAAUGAGGGAGCGUAACAAGGCAAAAGGACUUCACCUUCUUGAGUUUUUCGUUAAAAAAUGCCAUGAGAUUGGGGUUGGGUGCGAGGCCUGGAUCAGGAAAGGUGAUCCCACAGAAGUGAUAUGCCAUGAAGUGAUUCGGGUCAGGCCAGAUUUUCUGGUUGUGGGAAGUCGUGGUCUCGGUCCAUUUCAAAAGGUAUUUGUUGGAACUGUGAGUGAAUUCUGUGUGAAGCAUGCAGAGUGCCCAGUCAUCACAAUCAAACGCAGUGUUGAAGAAUCCCCACAAGACCCAGCUGAUGAUUAA